UCCACAAGAUUCCGAUUUUUGUUUUCCGACUUCCCCAAGGGUCGGCCUUGGCUUUUCUCUUCCCACACUCUCCAACUUCUAUCUCUAUCUGUCUCUCUCUCUCUAUUCACACCUUUUCUCUAAGUAACUACUUCAUUUCUCAACUACAUGGCCAUCAUGGACUGCAUUUCUAGUGCACCCAUUCCUUCACCAUCUCCACCCUCCAAAAAAGAUGAAGACUGCAGUGGACCACACCACAACCAUGAUCAACCUCUCAUCUUCGAUGCAGCCCGACUUCGCUACGAAACCAACAUACCCGUCCAAUUCAUUUGGCCUGAAGAAGAGAAGCCGUCUCUCAAAGCUGAAGAACUACUCGUUCCACUCAUCGAUCUCCAAUGCUUCCUUGGAGAGUCCUCUGACGAAGCAGUCAGACUAGCCGGAGAAGCGUGUCGGAAACAUGGAUUCUUUCAAGUCAUCAACCAUGGCGUUGAUGCUCGCCUCAUCAACGAGGCUCACCGCUGCGUAGACUACUUCUUCACAAUGCCGCUCACCGAGAAAAUGAGAGCUCAAAGAAAACCCGGAGAGAGUUGUGGGUAUGCCAGCAGCUUCACUGGCAGAUUCUCCUCCAAAUUACCAUGGAAAGAGACCCUAUCUUUCCAAUACUCCCCUUCGCCGCAAGACGACCUUCAAUUUCAUAACGGAAGACCAGUAGUCGAGGACUACUUCAUCAAUGUCUUGGGUGAUUCUUUCCAUCCAUUUGGUGUGGUAUACCAACAGUACUGUGACGCGAUGUCUAGUCUUUCUCUUCGGAUCAUGGAGCUUCUUGGAUUGAGUCUUGGAGUGGGCCGGAUGCAUUUCAGAGACUUCUUUCAAGGGAAUGACUCGAUAAUGAGACUUAACUACUACCCACCAUGCCAGAAACCAGAUCUCACUCUUGGAACCGGACCGCACUGUGACCCCACCUCUUUAACCAUUCUCCACCAGGACUCAGUCGGUGGUCUACAGGUCUUCGUUGAUGAUGAAUGGCGGUCUAUAAGCCCAAGAACAGAUGCUUUCGUCAUCAACAUCGGCGAUACCUUCAUGGCGCUAUCGAAUGGGAGAUUCAAGAGCUGCUUACACAGAGCGGUUGUGAAUAACGAGACGCCGAGAAAAUCUCUAGCUUUCUUCCUAUGUCCUGAGAUGGAGAAGGUGGUGAAUCCGCCGAGUAGGCUUGUGGAUGGGCAGCACCCAAGGAAGUACCCGGACUUCACAUGGUCGGCUCUGCUUGACUUCACACAGAAGCAUUACAGAGCAGAUAUGAAGACGUUGGACGCAUUCUCCAAAUGGCUUCUUGAAAAUCAAACAUCCACAACUACAACCACACCGGAGAGUGCUACUACAGCGACAACUACAGCCAUCCCCAUCAGCUCUUCUUUCUGUCGUGGUCUUCAGAAAACGACCGGAGGGAACGAGUGAGAAUAAACAUCCGAGUAGCAACCGGGACAAAAAACAAGGGCUGGGAUCAAUCCAAAAGAGUAGCUGUCAGUGAUAGAGAAAGGUGGAUUUGAAAAGGAGAGGAAAGAUUUCAAGAAGAAAGAAAUAAGAGAGAGAAA
Messenger RNA from Magnolia sinica, 1571 nucleotides. RefSeq names its product gibberellin 20 oxidase 1-D-like. The transcript is spliced from 3 exons. The record is from RefSeq and is a predicted model, not a curated record. Gene Ontology annotation, molecular function: gibberellin 20-oxidase activity. NCBI's taxonomy places the organism in Eukaryota, Viridiplantae, Streptophyta, Magnoliopsida, Magnoliales, Magnoliaceae. Gene Ontology annotation, biological process: flower development; gibberellin biosynthetic process; unidimensional cell growth. The coding region runs from base 148 to 1434 and encodes 428 amino acids.